AUGGCUCAACCCGCAACCUCUCAAGAAUUCACCGCCUUCUACCUUCAGCGAACAACCCAGGAGUUCGCCGAGGACCUCGACAAGGUUCGCGAGGCUGACGACUUCAAGGCCGAGUCGCUGCCCUUUCUCAUCCACGCCCUGCAGCAAGGCACCGCGCUGUACUCGACUGCGGACCAGGCUCGCGUCGCGCGUGCUGUUGCGCCUGCCGCCCUUGCCGCCGCGAAGGAAGAGGACCAGGACGUCGCGAUGGAUGAGCCGCAAGCAGAGAAUGAGAACAGGAACAGCAAAAAGGAGAAAAAGGAGAAGAGCAAGAGGAAGAAGUCAUCCGGUUGA
This is a messenger RNA of Colletotrichum karsti, 333 nucleotides long. RefSeq lists its product as uncharacterized. Bases 1 to 333 code for a protein of 110 amino acids. Gene Ontology annotation, cellular component: preribosome, large subunit precursor. The transcript has a single exon. The record is from RefSeq and is a predicted model, not a curated record. NCBI's taxonomy places the organism in Eukaryota, Fungi, Ascomycota, Sordariomycetes, Glomerellales, Glomerellaceae. Gene Ontology annotation, biological process: ribosomal large subunit assembly.